GUUUUUUGCAUUUCACUAUACUUUUUCCAUAGCCCCUUGCUUCAAGGAACUAGAGGAGGAAAGGAAAUACACAGCAGUAACAAGCAGAAAUGGGCUUUCUGCUCUGGAUUUGGUUCUUUGCAAAAUGAAUAUUGCAUUGUUUCACAAAGGUUGGACCUUCCAGUAGAAUCUGUCAAGAUCAGUGCACAUAAAUCAACAGCUUAUUUUUCUUGAAGACUUCUGUGCAGCUUUUAAAGUUUUAAUCACAAUGAAUUCGGGCUUAUGGAGUCAAGAAAAAGCAAGUUCAUCCUAUUGGGAAGAGCGGAUCUUUUACUUGCUUCUUCAAGAAUGCAGUGUCAUAGACAAGCAGACUCAAAAGCUCUUGAAAGUGCCCAAAGGUAGCAUUGGGCAGUUUUUUCAAGACCGUUCUUCUGUGGGACACUCCAGAAAUAUUCCUUGUAAAGGCAAGAAACUGCAGAUUGGAUUAAAGAUUCUGGAACAACCUCAUGCAAUCCUGUUUGUGGAUGAGAAGGAUGUUAUAGAAAUAAAUGAAAAACUAGCUGAGUUGCUUUUGGCCAUUACUAACUGUGAGGAAAGAUACAGUCUGUUUAAAAGCAAAAGCAGGUUAACUAAAGGCAUCCAAAUAGAUAUUGGCUCGCCUGUUAGAGUACAGCUGAGAUCCGGAGAUGAUAAAUUUCCUGGAGUUGUUCGCUUCAGAGGACCCUUAUUACAAGAAAGGUCCCUGACAGGGAUAUACUUCGGAGUAGAGUUGCUGGAAGAAGGUCGCGGUCAGGGCUUUACUGAUGGACAGUACCAAGGCAAGCAGCUUUUCAGAUGUGAUGAGGAUUGUGGGGUUUUUGUUGCUUUGGACAAACUGGAGCUGGUGGAAGAUGAUGACAAUGAACUGGAAAGUGACUAUGCAGCUCCAGUUGACGCAAUGCAGGUAGAACUUCCUCCUCUGGAGAUCAACUCCAGGGUUUCUCUGAAGAUAGGAGAGAGUAUAGAGUAUGGGACAGUUAUAUUCUGUGAUGUCUUACCAGGAAACGAAAGUUUAGGAUACGUUGUUGGAGUGGACAUGGAUAAUCCUAUUGGAAACUGGGAUGGAAGAUACAAUGGAAUACAGCUGUGCAGUUUUGCAAGUGUUGAAAGUACACUUCUUUUGCAUAUCAAUGAUGUUAUUCCAGAGACUGUGUCACAGGACAGGAGACCUCCCAAGCUUGCCUAUACCUCAAGAGGUGGUGGUGACAAAAGCUUGUUCAAUCAUAGUAAGCCAAAGGCUACAGGAUCUACCUCUGAACCUGGAAAUAGAAACAGAUCUGAAGUCUUCUACACAUUAAAUGGCUCAUCACUUGACUCUCAGCCUCAAACAAAAACAAAACCCCCAUGGUAUAUUGAUGAAGUUGCUGAAGACCCUGCAAAAUCACUUACUGACUCAUCUUCUGGAUUUGGGCAUUCUUCACCACCACUGCAGCCACCUUUAACCAACUCUGUGUCUACAGAAAACAGAUUUCACUCCCUCCCUUUUAGCUUGACAAAAACGUCAAGUACUAAUGGUACUAUUGGACAUAGUCCUCUCUCUUUAUCUGUUCAGUCAGUCAUUGGUGAUGUAAAUACUACGGCUAACCAGGAGAGUCCAUCAACAGCAGGCCCAGUCGGGAACUCACAUGGUCUUGAAGCAGGUUCCUUGGCUGAAGUUAAAGAAAAUCCUCCUUUCUAUGGAGUAAUCCGCUGGAUUGGCCAGCCCCCUGGAGUAAAUGAAGUAUUAGCUGGACUGGAACUGGAAGAUGAAUGUGCAGGUUGUACCGACGGAACAUUUAAAGGAACUCGAUACUUCACUUGUGCUCCGAAGAAAGCUCUUUUUGUUAAACUCAAAAGCUGCAGGCCAGAUUCCAGGUUUGCCUCACUACAGCCCGUUUCCAACCAGAUUGAACGCUGCAACUCUCUAGCCUUUGGAGGUUACUUAAGUGAAGUGGUAGAAGAAAACACUCCUCCAAAAAUGGAAAAAGAAGGUUUAGAGACAAUGAUUGGAAAGAAGAAAGGUAUCCAGGGUCAUUACAACUCCUGUUACUUAGACUCCACCUUAUUCUGUCUGUUUUCUUUUAGCUCUGUUUUGGACACUGUGUUACUCAGACCUAAAGAAAAGAAUGACGUAGAGUAUUAUAGUGAGACCCAAGAGCUGUUGCGGACAGAGAUUGUGAAUCCUCUGAGAAUAUAUGGAUAUGUAUGUGCUACAAAAAUAAUGAAACUGAGGAAAAUACUUGAAAAAGUUGAGGCUGCAUCAGGAUUCACUUCAGAGGAAAAAGAUCCAGAAGAGUUUUUGAAUAUUUUAUUUCACCAUAUUCUAAGAGUUGAGCCACUGUUGAAAAUAAGAUCAGCAGGUCAGAAAGUACAAGACUGUUACUUCUAUCAAAUUUUUAUGGACAAAAAUGAGAAAGUUGGAGUCCCAACAAUUCAGCAGUUACUAGAGUGGUCAUUCAUCAACAGCAACUUGAAGUUUGCAGAGGCACCCUCUUGCCUGAUUAUCCAGAUGCCACGGUUUGGAAAAGACUUCAAAAUGUUCAACAAAAUUUUUCCAUCCUUGGAAUUAAAUAUAACAGACUUACUUGAAGAUACUCCUAGGCAGUGCCGUAUAUGUGGAGGGCUUGCUAUGUAUGAGUGCAGAGAAUGUUAUGAAGAUACUGAUAUUUCUGCUGGGAAAAUCAAGCAGUUCUGCAAAACCUGCAAUACACAAGUUCAUCUUCAUCCCAAGAGACAAAGUCAUAAAUUCAAUCCAUUGUCACUACCUAAAGAUCUGCCAGACUGGGACUGGCGACAUGGCUGCAUCCCGUACCAGAAGAUGGAGUUGUUUGCUGUUCUCUGCAUAGAAACAAGCCACUAUGUAGCUUUUGUUAAAUACGGGAGGGAUGACUCCGCCUGGCUUUUCUUUGACAGCAUGGCAGAUCGGGAUGGAGGUCAGAACGGCUUUAACAUUCCACAAGUUACCCCAUGUCCAGAAGUUGGUGAAUACCUGAAGAUGUCUCUAGAAGAAUUACACUCACUGGAUUCCAGAAAAAUUCAAGGUUGUGCACGAAGACUGCUUUGUGAUGCUUACAUGUGCAUGUAUCAAAGUCCAACGAUGAGUUUGUACAAAUGAACAACGUCCUCUGGAAAACUGAAGAAACAGUGUAAUCUACUGUUGCAUUUGCUGCAUUUUUUUUGGUUAGUUUUAAUGCAACCGUUGCUGGCAAUGGAUGCGAUGACAAGGAAGAAGUUGACUCAGAGAGCAAAAGGAUUACUGUUCCAAAAACUACAUGUGGAGUUCUGUAAUUGAAGUAUUUAAGCAUUUUGCACUCUGGAAAGUGUGCUUGUGUGUGUUUGUUUUAUAAACAAAGUCUAAGUGAAGUUACUAAAACUUAAAGCUUUAAGUGCAUUGAUUAUACACAGGCUUUUUGGAAAUGUUAAAGGUGGAAUUAUGUCAGGAGAAACCUCCUUAGUCCAUUGAGAAUGUAAAGACACAGAGUUCUUGCUCAGUGCAUUUCUGUGGAUCGAGGAUGAUGAUUCUCUUGUGUUUCUCUACCCUCCGCACCCACCACUUCUCCCCACCCUUGAUCUUUUUAGCACCAUAGAUUCUCUCUCUUGAAGAGAGAGUAACUUCAGUUUCAGUGAGAUAAAUUUUAGACUGUUUGUUGCAUAUUAAUUCUGUUCUGUUACCUGCCUACUACAUUCUUUUCAGCUCACACAUUUGCAUCUUCAAAAAUUAACGUUCAUUUAAAGAUCUGAAUUCCUAUCUUGUGAAAAUUAAGCACACAGAUUUGCUAUCUGUUAACUUGUGAUUUGUGGAGGGGAAAAAGAAGAGGAGAAGAGGGUGUUACGGGCAAGCAUAAGCAUCAUUGCUGAAAUAUGAAAUUAGCAAUGAAAGUUAACAGAUGUCUUUUUCUAAGUGUCUAUUUUUAAAGAAACAAAGCAGUCUGGAACAGAACAGCAACUAUAUACAAAUGAUUCGAGGACAAAACAAUAAAAUAGUGGAUUGCCUCAGGGAACGUUACUGAAGUGGAUUCUAGCCCUUGGUAAAACAAAACUGACUUUUCUACAGUACAUUAAGCUACUACCUGGGAAUAUGUUAUACAUCUGACUCUUCAUUUCAGGAUUACUAAUGGAUAUUAAAAAUCUCUGCCUGGAAAGAUGAAACUAUAAACAAAAGUAGAUCGGAGUUUUACUGUAUACCAAGUACCUAAUGAAAACUAACUUGAAAAGCUGCAAAACCUGUGUUGAUGUAAAACAUUAUACUUCGAAGUCUGUUGGUUCCUGUUUGCAGCGAAAUGCUGUUGAUUUAGUUGCUUUUUGGCUACUUCUGUCUACACUGACUAGCGAACACACAACUAUAUAUAUAUACACAGUAAAAUCUGGUUGUACAAAUUGCAUAUAUAUGAGCUGUACAUUUUCAACUCUAAGAUGUUUUAUAUGGAAAACUUCCUUUUGGGAUCAAGUCUAUAGAAGGAGAGGUCACAAAAUAUAACAGAGGAAAAGCCACUUUGAAAAACCCACUGUUUUAAAGACAAUGGAGACUGAUCCCAUAUUGUAGAAAAUGUGGUUACGUUGUUUGUCUUGGAAAACCUAAAAUCUUUCUUUGGGACACACUCUACCACAGAACAGUACUAGAGAGAGAGAUUGGAAAAUUAUGCUUGAAGGACUAAUCUGUCUAAAGCAAGGGGUGCUGAGAGAGGUGAUCUGUUCCAUUAGCUGCUGCAUGAAGUGUGCUCUAAUUUUUCACUCUCAAGAGCAAGAGAAUUUUAUUAGAAGUGUCACUGUUACUUUUGCCUCUAAUGGUCUCCUGGCUCCCAUGUUCCCUUGCCUUAUUUAGCUAGUCUGUGCUCCUUGGCAAACCUCUGUUUCUUUAGUUUCAGUACUCCUACGAGCUCUUGAACUCUUUUUCUCUCCUGAAAAAUUUCAGUGUGGCUUUAGGUGAUGGAUUCUAUAACCCUCUAUCGAUGGAUGGGUUAUUGUCCAUUGGCUCUUCCUUGCCCACUCCAUCCUGCUCUGGGACAGCAGCUGCAGAUGCUCAGAUGUGUUGACAAAGAUGCCAUAGAAGCAUCUCAUAGGCAAUGUAAGGUCAAAGGACUAGUUACAGGUCUUGGCUAGGCCGCUUGUAUUUAUCAAAAUGGGCUCGAGAACACUUGCAUGAUCUGAGCAGAAGGUAUGAUAACCCACCCUUGCCUGUGUGUUGAAGAGGAAGGCCGGCCACAGCUUCCAGGUACCUCGAGUGAUGUUUUUAAAUAGAGCUGUUUGCAAAGCAAAGGCAAGAAGGGGCUUGCAAAAAAAGAGGCAAUAAUAAUAGAACAGACUCUCAACUUGUGCUCUACAAAGUUUGAUACCUUAUUUGAUACCUUCCUUCCCAUAGCCCCAUCGUGACUCUCAACCUGAAAGUAGUUGCAAGCAGUGCCCCCUUCUGAACAAGGAGCAAACAUAAAGGCUUUACAAAAUGAACAAGCACAAAUCUAUGUACCAAUGAGACCAAGUUGAAUGUCUGGAUUCUUUCUCUUCCCUAUCCCUGGAUUUAUUUUCUAUUUUCCCAAUGCAUUAACUUUCAUACGUCUUCCACUUGUGUCAUCUUCCACGUAUAUUACAUACACGUUACCUAAAGUUACAGUUACCUUACCUCUUCCUGCCUGAACUCGGAGAACAACUGUGGAACUGCUAUGGCCAGAGGGGAGGCUUGGACUUGACAACUGUAUUAAAGUUUUCUAGAUGAAUAAUCUUGUAGCGAAAUAUCCACUCGGUUUCACAACUGCAAAUAUCCAAGAAUCCGAUUUUUUCAGGAUGCAUAUUCUGUUAGCUGAAGUGAAUAAAAAUAGAUGGGUGUAAAUGAACUGCUAGGCUUCUUGCUUCCAAUCUUCUGGCCUUUGACUGGUAAUGGACAAGAAGUUGUGUGAACUCUUAGUACUGUGGUAUAUGUAGAGAAUGUACAGGGAAAAACUGAGGGAGUUUAAAUGCGUUAUUGCGCAUGCUUCUUGGUGACAAAUACUGUGUUUUGAAAUGCGGGCAGUACUUUACAGCCUGCAUUUUGUACUACUUUAUAUUGUUGCAAAACUAGUUUUGCAAACAGUAUAUGAUUACAUGGUUAGUUUAUUGCUUAUCAGUUAAGAGGACUGAGAUGUCUUCUAUAGCAUAAAAAAAAAAAAGUUGGUCUUGACAAUUGAGUCUUCUUUUAAUCCAAAAAAUACUGCUUUAUGGUGUACUGCAUUGGACUGGAGACAAUCUGGCAAUGUAAAUGAAAUGUUAUGGAAACUAACCCCAAUUUUUAUUUCCUUUCUCAGAAGGGAGUAUACAGACAGAAAAGUGGUUUCACUGUGAAAGGAAAAUUGUAAAAUAACUUAUAUACAAGGGUAAGAAACUGUUUUUAGCCUUCAGCAUAUAUUGUAGGGGAAUUGAAUAAGCUAUUUUGUAGAAACAGCCUGCAUUUUAAAGCACCUACUGCUGUUAAAUGUAAUGCCCAAAGAUUCCAGUACCUCAGCACCCAACUUUUAUGUGUUUAAUGCAUUUGGGAACCUCCCAAUCAGUCCUUUCUUCUUUUAUAUGGUGAAUGUGCCCGUAAAUUAAUAGCACUUAGAUGAUUGCUUCAUGGUUCGGCUCUUAAGUAUUGCUAACGAUGGCCUUAACCUGCGAGUAGGAAAACACAUAGAAAAUACGGUUCCUGACAGCCCGUAAAAAGUUUCAUAACACAUAAACUUUCAUAAUUGGGGAGAAAAACUGCACCCCUAGACAACUCUCAGCCCCUGCUCUGCUAACAAUUUUUAGAAAUAGGAGCUCCAAUCAAUAGAAAAUUGAACAGAACACUGCGCCACUAAAUGCUUGCUUAUUUUGAACAUAGAGGGUAAAGAGAAAAGGUAUUAGUUACAGGUGAUGCCUUACACAUUACUAAAACAAAAAAACCCAAACAAAGGAACUCCAAACCCACAGGAAGCUACAUCAGAAUGCUUGUUGUUUGGUGUGGGAGAUAAUUGGAGGAAAAAAUACAGAAAUACGUAUGUUCAGUAAAGGUCUUUCUGAUAUCUGUGAUACUGAUUCUGUGCUCUUGAAAAAUGUACUGUGUUUUACUAAACGGCCUGUGAGAUUUCCAUUUUAAGCAAGUGUUAUGUGUAACAGGAAUUACUCAUAAUCAUAAAUGGUUCAUUUCAGUGCACUUAUUUUUCUUGUGCACUUCAAACUCCGCUGAAUAGAUGAACUCAGUCACCACAAUCCCUAAUGAUAGCCUGUUUAAUACAAUACUAAGGCACAACACGCUGCAAACUGGAAUUUUGCAGUUUCAGAACUGCGUUGGUGUAAAAAAACAGCUUGAAAGCUUUGUGUAUUUUUACCACUGUAACAAAGCAUGUUUUUCUCUGUUCUUGAUGUUUUGCUAAAUAAACAUCCCAUGUUUUGUGC
Messenger RNA from Aptenodytes forsteri (emperor penguin), 7380 nucleotides. It is a transcript of the gene CYLD, whose product is annotated as CYLD lysine 63 deubiquitinase. Gene Ontology annotation, cellular component: cytosol. The transcript is spliced from 17 exons. Lineage: Eukaryota; Metazoa; Chordata; Aves; Sphenisciformes; Spheniscidae. The coding region runs from base 248 to 3112 and encodes 954 amino acids. The record is from RefSeq and is a predicted model, not a curated record. Gene Ontology annotation, biological process: regulation of intrinsic apoptotic signaling pathway; positive regulation of extrinsic apoptotic signaling pathway; regulation of mitotic cell cycle. Gene Ontology annotation, molecular function: cysteine-type deubiquitinase activity; K63-linked deubiquitinase activity.